GCCGAGCGGACCAGGGGGCCGACGCCACGGGAGGUUCUGGAAACGCCGGGCGCGGCGCGCGUGUCCAGCACUUACAUUGACCGAUAGCCAUUAGUGAACUAAUUCAACCCACGAGGACUGCAGGCGGAGUGGAAAGUCUGAAAAUCCAGGCCUUGAACCAUGACACUGCCCUCUUGGACCAUGAAACUCGAAGUGUCUGUAUUGCUGAUGGCGUGGCUUGGUGUCUUGAGCUAUGUGCAAGCUGAAUUCUUCACCUCUAUUGGGCAUAUGACAGACCUGAUUUAUGCAGAGAAAGACCUGGUGCAGUCUUUGAAGGAGUAUAUCCUUGUGGAGGAAGCCAAGCUCUCCAAGAUUAAGAGCUGGGCCAGCAAAAUGGAUGCUUUGACAAGCAAGUCAGCUGCUGACCCUGAAGGCUACCUGGCUCACCCUGUGAAUGCCUAUAAACUGGUGAAGCGGCUAAACACAGACUGGCUUGCACUGGAGGACCUUGUCUUGCAAGACUCUGCUGCGGGUUUUAUUGCCAAUCUGUCAGUGCAGCGGCAGUUCUUCCCCACGGACGAGGAUGAGUCGGGAGCCGCCAAAGCCCUGAUGAGACUUCAAGACACAUACAAGCUAGAUCCAGCCAUGAUUUCCAGAGGGGAAUUUCCAGGAACCAAAUACCAGGCAGUGCUCAGUGUGGACGACUGCUUUGGGAUGGGCCGCUCAGCCUACAACGAAGGCGACUAUUAUCAUACAGUGCUGUGGAUGGAACAGGUGCUAAGGCAACUUGAUGCUGGGGAGGAGGCCACUGUAGCCAAGUCCCAGGUGCUGGACUACCUUAGCUAUGCUGUCUUCCAGUUGGGUGACCUGCACCGUGCCUUGGAGCUCACGCGCCGUCUGCUCUCCCUUGACCCGAGCCACGAGCGUGCUGGAGGGAAUUUGCGGUACUUUGAGCGGUUGCUAGAGGAAGAAAGAAGAAAACCAGUGUCCAAUCAGACAGCAUCUCCACUAGCAACGCAGGAAGGUGUCUACGAGAGGCCUGUAGACUACCUGCCCGAGAGGGACGUGUAUGAGAGCCUCUGUCGUGGCGAAGGUGUCAAAUUGACACCCCGGAGGCAGAAGAGGCUCUUCUGUAGGUACCAUCAUGGCAACAGGGUGCCGCAGCUGCUCAUCGCUCCCUUCAAAGAGGAAGACGAGUGGGACAGCCCACACAUCGUCAGGUACUACGACGUCAUGUCUGACGAGGAAAUUGAGAGAAUCAAGGAGCUCGCAAAACCUAAACUUGCACGAGCCACUGUUCGUGAUCCUAAGACGGGUGUCCUCACCGUUGCCAGCUACAGAGUUUCCAAAAGCUCCUGGCUGGAGGAGGACGAUGAUCCUGUUGUGGCUCGAUUAAAUCGUCGGAUGCAGCACAUCACAGGGCUAACAGUAAAGACUGCAGAAUUAUUGCAGGUUGCAAAUUAUGGAAUGGGAGGACAGUAUGAGCCACACUUUGACUUCUCUCGGCGACCUUUUGACAGCGGCCUCAAAACGGAGGGAAAUAGGUUAGCGACGUUUCUUAACUAUAGCGAUGAGCAAGAUGUUUUCAAGCAGUUAGGGACUGGGAAUCGUGUGGCCACAUUCUUAAACUACAUGAGUGAUGUAGAAGCUGGUGGUGCCACCGUCUUCCCGGAUCUGGGGGCUGCGAUUUGGCCUAAGAAGGGCACAGCUGUAUUCUGGUAUAACCUUCUACGGAGCGGGGAAGGUGACUACAGAACAAGACAUGCAGCCUGCCCUGUGCUCGUGGGCUGCAAAUGGGUCUCCAAUAAGUGGUUCCAUGAACGAGGACAGGAGUUCUUGAGGCCUUGUGGGUCAACAGAAGUUGACUGAUGUCCUUUUCUGCCAGUUUCCUUCCUGGCCCAACAGCCAAAGUCAUCUUCAAGUUCAGCAUGACAGACACCUUUAUAUGUUCCAGCUCCUAUCGGCAGGUCUUUGGAGGAGUCAAUGUUUGUCUGAAGUGGAAAGAGAGUGUAAUGGGACAAGUCCUGGGUAACCUGGGUCCCCAGCCUCUGCCAUCAGACUAUGCUGUCUCUGGCUCCAGGGAUAGCAGCAGAGCGACUGCAGCAGAGCCAGACUGUCUAGCACCUAAUAAGGUGCCUUUGUACCUCAGAUGUUUUAGGUGUGAGAUGUUUCAGUGAACCAAAGCUUUGAUACCUUGUUUACAUGUUUAUUUUUAUGGCAUUUCUAUCAGUUGUGGCUUUAACCAAAAAAUAAAAAAUAAAAUAUCCCUGUCAGAAGUCUUA
Molecule: messenger RNA, 2261 nt
Organism: Perognathus longimembris pacificus (Pacific pocket mouse)
Lineage: Eukaryota; Metazoa; Chordata; Mammalia; Rodentia; Heteromyidae
Gene: P4ha2
Product: prolyl 4-hydroxylase subunit alpha 2
Exons: 17
Coding region: 160-1848 (562 amino acids)
Biological process (GO): peptidyl-proline hydroxylation to 4-hydroxy-L-proline
Cellular component (GO): endoplasmic reticulum
Molecular function (GO): protein binding; iron ion binding; procollagen-proline 4-dioxygenase activity
Source: RefSeq, a predicted model, not a curated record